CCCUCCCCCCGCCCGACCGUCGCCGCGCCAUCCCCGCUGUUGCUGUCGCCGCUGCCCAAGCAUGUCCCUCGACCGCUUGCUUACCUUCCUCUUUGGAGCCGCGGUCGCCGCAUCAGGCAGCGGAUCCGGCUCGGAUCCCCGGUGCACGGUCGACCGGUCGACUGGCGAUUUCGUCCUCGGUAUCCUGCUCUUCUUCGGCACCAUUAUCUCCUUCGCCCCGCAGCAUUGGCGGCUGAUCGCCAAGCGCUCGCACAUCGGGCUCUCCUACUCCAAGGUCAUCCUCGGCACCUUCACGGCCACCUGCGGCGUGGGCUACUACUCGAUCCUCGAGUUCCACAACGCCUUCCGCUGCUGCACGGACUCCUUCACCUGCUUCGACAACCUGCUGAACUUCCUCCAGCUGGUGGCCAUCUACGCCUGCGACCUGUUCAUCCUCUUCCUCUACAUUUGGUUCUUCGACUUCCGUGGCCUCAAGAGUACCGGCGUCAAUGUCCGCCGCGAGUGGCGGAUCACCCUCUGGGUCAUGGCGGCGCUGAUUGCCUACAUGAUCGCAGUUUUCACCACGGUCGCCGUCCUUGCCUGGGCCUUCGACAUCUAUGGCCCCGCGGCCCAGACCAUCGGCAGCAUCCUUGUCCUGGGGUCCGCCAUCGGCCAGCUCACCCAGUGGUGCCCGCAAAUCUACACCACCUGGAAGCUCAAGUCCAUCGGGUCCCUCUCCCUGCCGAUGGUCCUGCUCCAGUGCAUCGGCUCCGCCAUCACGGCCUACUUCAUCAGUACCGUGUCGCCGCCGAUGCUCUGGAUGCCCUUCCUGAUUGCCACCUUCCUGACGGCCAUCAUCUUCGUUGAGGGCGGGUACUUCUGGUGGCGCGAGCGCCGUCUCGGUGAGGCUGGCAAUGCCGAUCUCACGCAGCCGCUGAACGCCCACUCGGCCGAGGGGUCCCCCUCGGACGAAUUCUCCCCCUCUCCUGAUGGCGGCGCCGGCGCCUCGCCGGCCCAUGGGUCCCUGGCCCAGGCGGUCGGCGGGAUCAACACCGCUGAUGGGGACCUGGUGGCCGCCGGUGGGACUGCCGGCGGCCCGGCCACGGGCUUGGACUUCUCCGCGUCCAUCACCGACUCCCUGCUGUCGCGGUCGUGCCGUUCCUGCGGGCAGUACAUCGCCGACAUCGAGUCUGUUCUGGACAACAAGCUCCUGUGCGCGUCUUGUCGCGCGGCGGGCCACGGGCCCGGCGGCAGCAAGCCGACCAGCCUCCACCAGCAUCCCUCCUAUGUCAGCCACCCGUCCUACGGGUCGAUCACCAUCACCGCCCAGACCUCCCUCAGCAUGCAGUCGCAGCCGAGCCUCGAUCCGGCCGAGGACAGCGACGAUGCGGCCCCCGCCGGCGACAGCCAAGUCCCCGAAGACAUUCCGAUGACCCCGACAUCGGCCGCCUCUUCGCAGGCCGCCGGGCAGCAGCAGCAGCAGCAGCAGCAGCCCGCGCAGUCCCCCGCAGCCAGUCCCCGGCUGGGCCAUCGCUUCCGCCGCCUUAGCGACACGGAUCUCGGGCCUGAUGACUCGCGUGACGUGGGCAGUAUCUUCCCCGCCUCCUAG
Molecule: messenger RNA, 1588 nt
Organism: Fonticula alba
Lineage: Eukaryota; Rotosphaerida; Fonticulaceae
Exons: 2
Coding region: 62-1588 (508 amino acids)
Source: RefSeq, a predicted model, not a curated record